Messenger RNA from Clarias gariepinus (North African catfish), 1307 nucleotides. It is a transcript of the gene abrab, whose product is annotated as actin binding Rho activating protein b. Bases 101 to 1213 code for a protein of 370 amino acids. Lineage: Eukaryota; Metazoa; Chordata; Actinopteri; Siluriformes; Clariidae. Gene Ontology annotation, molecular function: actin binding. Gene Ontology annotation, biological process: positive regulation of Rho protein signal transduction; positive regulation of transcription by RNA polymerase II. The record is from RefSeq and is a predicted model, not a curated record. The transcript has 2 exons. Gene Ontology annotation, cellular component: sarcomere.
UUCUAGAAAUUACCAGGGAAUAACAGCAGUGGGUGGUACAGCGAUAACGACUAGUCCAAAACAGCGGCGAGCGAGCGGAUGAACAAGCAGUUGGUCAACCAUGUCUGAGACCAUGACACCUCAAAGGAAGCCCUCGGUUAACAAGAAUAUAAAGAAGCUUCGUACACUGAGCGUGGUGUGCAACCUGGCGAAGAGCUGGCAGCAGUGGGUCUGCGAGAACGAAGAAAAGCAGGCUAGCGAACCCGCGGGCUGGACCCCGGACAGCAUUGGCAAGCCCAAAACUGAAAAGAAAGAGCCAAAGAAACCUGUUUUUACCAAGAGUAGGACAAAGCCAUCUCAGGACAAUGAGAAAGCACCAGAGGAGUCGCGCAUUAAGACCAAACAGGUGGUAAAAACAGUGACGCGAGAUGUGCAGGAGAAAAGCGCGGGAAUCGAGUUCUUGACCGAACGCAUUUGUAAAGACACGAAGGCGGAGGAGUUGGACAGGAUGCUGAAGAAUAAGAGUUCACCCACUCGGCGUAGGAAAUGCGCCAACGUGGUGUCAGAGCUCACACAGAGCUGGAAGACGGUCGAGAAUGAACGGAAGAGAGCCGGGGAUUCCAGCGAGGACAGCGGGAUCUCUGAGGCCAAGGAGCGAAUUCUGGAGCGGGACGUUUCAGAGAAACAGGAUAACGAGGAAGAGAAUCAAACAGAAUCAUCAUCAGUGAGGAUCAAGAGACCAUCACUCGGCGCCAAGAAGGAAACUGAGGACGCCAAUAAAAUAAACGCCCUCUCUAGCAAGUACAGCGCUGUGGGGAACCUCAAGAACCGCUGGCAAAACUGGGCAUCGGAGCACAGCACCAGCCAGAAGCUGAACCCCUUUAGCGAUGACUUCGACUACGAGUACUCCAUGUCCUUGCGUCUGCAUAAGGGCGAGGAGGGCUACGGCAGGCCCAAGGAGGGCAGCAAGACGGCGGAGAGAGCCAAACGGGCCGAGGCGCACAUCCAACGGGAGAUCGCUCACUUGUGCUUCAUUAUCAGCACCAUGGCUAACCCUGACCCGGACGGCUACACCCGGAUCACGUUCGGUGAGCUGUUUGAAAGAUAUGUUAGGAUUUCAGACAAGGUGGUGGGCAUCCUAAUGAGGGCCAGGAAGCACGGAAAGGUGCACUUCGAAGGGGAAAUGCUGUGGCAGCGUCAGGACGAUGACGUCAUCAUUACACUGCUUGUGUGACGCAAACAUGAAGAUGUUUUAUAACAUAACGCACAACAAAAGGAGCGUUGACUUUGCUGCUAUAGAACGAAUAAUAAUAAUAAUAAUAAUAAUA